Saccostrea cuccullata (small rock oyster) is the source of this 2898-nucleotide messenger RNA. Its product is annotated as RNA polymerase-associated protein RTF1 homolog. Gene Ontology annotation, molecular function: RNA polymerase II C-terminal domain phosphoserine binding; DNA binding. Gene Ontology annotation, cellular component: Cdc73/Paf1 complex. The transcript is spliced from 16 exons. The record is from RefSeq and is a predicted model, not a curated record. Bases 114 to 2189 code for a protein of 691 amino acids. NCBI's taxonomy places the organism in Eukaryota, Metazoa, Mollusca, Bivalvia, Ostreida, Ostreidae.
ACAAGAGAUGUUAGGUCGUUCGACCUUCGCAAUGGAUUGUGGGUAAAAAGAGAUAUUUUGCGCUGCCAAAGAGUGUCCAUGUUUUCAAAUUGACUCUUACAAACCUGACUACUAUGUCUAAACGAAAGAAGACGACUGCUCUGAUUGAUUCAGACAGUGAUGAUAGUGAAAGUGGCUCAAACCUUGACGAAGAUUUCAAAGCUCUGGCCAAGAGGAAACGCCCAGCAGCCCCGGAGCCUCAGGCCACGGCUAAAGCCAAGAGUGACUCGGAAUCAGAGACAUCAGAGAGUGACGAAGAUUGGAACUUUGGGAAGAAGGGAAGCAAGAAAAAGAAAACAAAAUCUUCAUCCAAAAAAACAAAGAGAAAAGCAGCUGUGUCAUCAGAUGAAAGUGGUGCAGAGAGUGACAAACAGGUGUCUGAGCCGGAAGAAGGUGAAGUGUCGUCCAGUGAUGAUGGCGCCGUCUCGGACUCGGAUCAAGAGGAGCAGUUUAACGAUGGCUAUGAUGAAAAUCUGAUUGGGGAUGAAGAAGACAGACUGCGAUUAGAACAAAUGACAGAGAAAGAAAGGGAGCAAGAACUGUACAACAGAAUAGAGAGACGACAGGCACUGAAAACUAGAUUUGAGAUAGAAAAGAAAUUAAAGCAACAGAAGAAAAAAGAGCAAAAGAAGAAGGAGAAAGUACUUGUAUCAUCUGUUCAGGACCUGAAAGAUCUGAAAUCAGUCACUCAGAGAAGUAUCGAAAGACGUAAAAAUAUGGAGGAGAAGAAGGACAAUAAAAAAUUCUCUGCUCUCACGGACCUGAUGAAGAAACGAGAGGAAAAAAAGAAAAUCGCUGAGGAACAGAUUAAGAAACAAGAGGAAAAACAAGAACAAAAAAAGAAACUGCUGAAAACAAGUGAUAUAUACUCUGAUGAUGAUGACGAUGAAGAGGAGGAUCCGAAAUCUGAACCAGAAAAGGAGCGGGUAGAUGAUUCUGGGUCCGAGUCAGAAAGCAGCAGUAGUUCAAGGUCAUCUGCAAGGUCGGAUUCGGAGGGGGAGGAGUCUUAUGAAUCAAGGAAACCAAAAUUUGUGUCAUGUAAAGAAGAUCUAUCCAAGAUCCGUCUGUCACGACACAAGCUGGAAAAAUGGUGUCACAUGCCAUUCUUUAAGAAGACUGUGUGUGGCUGCUAUGUGAGAAUUGGUAUUGGUAACCACGAGGGUCGGGCGGUGUACAGAAUCGCUGAAAUUGUUGACACCAUGGAAACUGCAAAAAUAUAUCAGCUUGGUACAACACGAACAAAUAAGGGUCUCAAAUUGCGGCAUGGACAUUCGGAACGUGUUUAUCGGCUGGAAUUCGUAUCUAACCAAGAUUUCACAGAUUCUGAGUUCUUCAAAUGGCAGGAAGCCAUGACUCUGGGAGACAUACCUUUACCGACUCUACAGGACAUAGAUAAGAAGGCCAAAAGUAUACAGGAGGCACUCAAUUACAAGUUCAAAGAGAACGAUAUCGAAGAGAUUGUAGCUGAGAAGCAGAAAUUUAAAAAGAAUCCUCAUAAUUAUGCCAUUAAGAAAACCCUCUUACUCAAACAAAAGGAAGCAGCUGAUCUAGAGGGGGACACGGCAGCUCAGUAUAAAAUCUCACAGGAACUAGAGGAAUUGGAGGAGAGGGCUAAUGAACUGGAUAGAAGGAGAACUAACAACAUAUCAUCCAUUAGUUAUAUCAACCAAAGGAAUCGUUUGAGAAACCAAAUCCUGGCAGAGGAGGCUUCAAAGAAGGAGUUCUUAGAGAUGAAGAAUGCUGUGGCUGAUCCGUUUACUCGACGCUCCUGUCGUCCCACCCUCGUCACAAAGGCCCGUGAUCCAGAAGUGGAGGCUAAAGUACAGGAGAGGAUGGCAGAAAGAAGAAAACUGGAGGAAGCCUCCCGUAGAAAAUCUCUGGAGGAGAUUGCAAACAGAGAGAGAGAGACCAGUGAUCAAAACCAGUUCCACAUCCAUUUAUCUGGAACAGGGCUAGAAAAACCAGAUCGGCGAAAGUCGUCGGAAGACUUGUUUGCCGUCCAUGAUUUUAACAUAGAAAUUGAUCUAGACGUCCCUGCUACCAACCCAGCAGUGGCAGCCAACAGUAGAAGCCUACAACCAGUAAAAGAGGCAGCACCCAAACGCUCCCUCAAUCUCGCCGAGUACAAGAAAAUGAAAGGACUUAUUUAGGGAAAACACGGGUUAUAAGUGUGUGUGAGAGAGUGAGAUGAUUGACGAGGAAGGAUGAGAGGGUUUGUUAUAUGUUGUGUUUCAGCCUCAUGAUGUGCUCCAGCUGACAGUUAUAGACAGGUUGUUUAUUCUGUGAAUGAAUUGCUCUGACACUCAAGAUAGAAUUUUUUUCAUUGGAAGUAAGAAAAAUUUGGUAAUUUAUUUUUCAAUGAUAUUUUGUAAAGGUAAACCCAUAUUCUGAGUAUUUCUCUCUGUAUGUUAGUAUGAAUUGACAAUUUUGUACAUUUUUUUUUCAACUUUGAUAUAGUUUGCUAACAUUGAAAUGUGAAAAGUUUUUUGGUGUAUAUAGUUAACACAUAACUUAUAAGAUACCCAAUACACAAAAAGAUUGCAGUUUGUUUAUACAUUUUUUGCUGUAUUGUUUCUUUUCUUGUUUUUUGCUAUAAAAAAGGUCCUGUUUACAUGUGACAUUGUUUACAUAUGACAUUGUAACAGUUGAAUGUAUAACGCAUUGUAUGAUGAAGCAGACUGGAAAAAAGUGUCAGAAAAACAAUUUUGUUCCAGAAAUUAACUUCCGAAUUUUUCCUUAAUUCUGCAUAUUGGGACAUGUACUAGAACUGCAGUAAUGCCCACUGAUGAGUACAAACAUGAAGACACACCAAUACUUUAAUGUAGUGAAUUUUUGUUGAAUAAAAUUUUUUUAUAUAAU